GGCAAAUGGCCCAUUGGAAUUAGUCAUAGCUAAAUAUUAAUACAGAAACCAGAGUUUGGUUCUGCAGAAAGUUCCGAGGAGAAAAGAAAUGGCAGGAAGAUUGAGCAACGUAGCGUCACGUAUAAUGGGCGGAACUGGCGUCGUAUCGCGCUCCGUCGCCUCUUCUUUUCGACUCCGUUCCGGUAUGGGUCUCCCUGUCGGCAAACAUAUCGUUCCCGACAAGCCCCUUCCUGUAAAUGACGAGCUAAUUUGGGACAAUGGAACUGCAUUUCCAGAACCUUGUAUUGAUCGAAUCGCUGAUACCGUCGGAAAGUAUGAGGCAUUAGCUUGGAUGUGUGGAGGCUUGAGCUUCUUUGCAUCGUUGGGAUUUUUGGCUUGGUGGAAUGAUAAGGCCUCCAAGAUUCCAUUCGCACCAAAAGUAUAUCCAUAUGACAGCCUGCGAGUGGAGCUUGGUGGAGAACCGUAGGUAGAUCCAUAUGCAAAGUUCUAUACAUCUAUUGUUCGUUUCACUUGUGUCCUCUGUUCUUUAUUGGUUUACUUUUGGAACUUAAAAACAAUUAAAUAAUGGAUUCUGUGGGCUUGUUGCUGAAACUAACAUUUUGAAAUUUGAACAAAUAACCCAAUGUGUUUUGGUUCAUAAAA
Molecule: messenger RNA, 642 nt
Organism: Gossypium arboreum
Lineage: Eukaryota; Viridiplantae; Streptophyta; Magnoliopsida; Malvales; Malvaceae
Product: NADH dehydrogenase [ubiquinone] 1 beta subcomplex subunit 8, mitochondrial-like
Exons: 4
Coding region: 89-466 (125 amino acids)
Source: RefSeq, a predicted model, not a curated record